GGGGGGUUGCUUCAUUCCCCUACUGUUCCCUCGAGGUUCUUCCCUCCUUGACAACCCCCCUGCCCUAGCCUGCUACUACUACACCACCACCUUCAACUCACUGGAUAAAACAACACUCUUCUUCUUCUUCAUCUUCUUCUUCCUCAAAAAAUAAGUAAUCAUCAACAAUGGCAGCCGAUCGAACAAGCUCACCCAUCCUACCUCCACCCACAUCAUCAUCAGCCGAGGAGAAACAUAUAUCACCUCAUACCGUCUUCGAUGUCGACGAUAACAACGACGACGAUGACCAUCAGCCCUCAAACUCACUACUCAACCACACUCCAACCCCAACAAAACCUGCACCAGCACUCCAUCCAGCUAUCAUCAUUGGUAUCUGGAUUACCCUGUCCUCAUCAGUGAUCAUCUACAACAAAUACAUCCUCUCAGAUCUCCACUUCGGCUACCCGAUCUCACUCACCACCUGGCAUCUCACCUUUGCCACCAUCGGCACCCGAAUCCUUGCCAAGACCUCCCAUCUGCUCGACGGAUUAUCCCAGAUCACGAUGUCCUGGGAUCGUUGGUUUAGAUCGAUCUUGCCUAUCGGCGCCCUCUUCAGCGCCAGCUUGAUCUUCAGCAAUAUGGCUUACCUCACCCUCAGUGUCUCAUUCAUCCAAAUGUUAAAGGCAUUUACUUCAGUAGCAGUUCUAGCCAUCUCAAUCGUCAUGGGACUAGAAAAGGCCAACAAACGGACCAUGUUGAUCGUCCUCUUGAUCUCACUCGGCGUAGCGAUCGCUUCAGUAGGCGAACUAGAGUUUGCGAUGAGCGGGUUUAUCUGUCAGACCUUGGGGAUCCUAUUCGAAGCUACUCGAUUAGUGACCAUCCAGAAACUGUUGCAUGGGAUGAAGAUGGAUCCUUUAGUCUCGUUAUACUAUUUUGCGCCGGUUUGUGCGACGUUGAAUGCGAUCCUGAUACCGGUGUACGAAGGAACGGCGCCAUUCAAGGAAGCGAUGGGCACGCUCGGCCCGAUGAUCCUGAUCACCAAUGCAUCAGUAGCCUUUGCGUUGAAUGUCGCAGUCGUCUUCUUGAUCGGUUCGGCCUCCUCAUUGGUCUUGACCCUCAGUGGCGUCCUCAAGGACGUCCUCCUCGUCCUCGGCUCCGUCUUCCUUCUCGGCUCCACCGUCACGUUCAUCCAACUCGCUGGAUACUCGCUCGCUCUUGCUGGCUUGGUCGCUUUCAAAACUAACCCCGACGUCCUCGACGAUCGGAUUCGUAGACUUCGUAGAGCGUUCGGUAAAGCUUGAACUUACAUCCCCCCUCCCCUCUUUUUAUCCUUCCCCUCCCCAUCAAUUCACCCUUUUUUUUCUUUUUCUUUUUCUUUUUCGUACUUGUUUUUUUUUUUUUCAAACAUAAAACUCUGUGUCUUCUUCUUCUUUUCUUUUUUUUGAAAGAAAAGAAAAAAACUAAAAUGUCGUAUAUAACUUGGGUACAUUGUGUUUCUUUACAUAUGUUUGUGUGUGUGUGUGUGUAUGUCACUUAACCUCAUCAUCCUACCCCAAAAAAACCCAACACCAAACAAAAGGCAAAUAACAAGUAUAUACAUCCAUUUUUUUAUACAUAGUUGAACAUCCAUUUUUUUCACUUUCCUUCCCCCCUCCCCACACACACACACAAAACCAACACUUCUUUUUCUCUCUCUCUCUAUAUAUAUAUACAUCUCUUUUCUCUAUCCCACAUCCAUAGACUACUUUCCUUUCCCUUUUCUUUCUUUCUUUCUAACUUCAUUUUUGAUCAUCACAUUUUUGGUUUCUCUUUCUUAUCCUAAAAAAAGUGGUCCUAGUUUGUUCUUUUUUUUUGUUUGCCUGUUUUUUUUUUUCCUCUCUGAUCUUGUUCUUUUUUUUUUUUUUUUUUCUUUCUUUGGUCAGAAAUAAAGCCAAUAUUCUUAACAUAAUUUCCACUUUCCUUGAUCACACAUAGCAUCCUUUUUUUUU
Molecule: messenger RNA, 1967 nt
Organism: Puccinia graminis f. sp. tritici CRL 75-36-700-3
Lineage: Eukaryota; Fungi; Basidiomycota; Pucciniomycetes; Pucciniales; Pucciniaceae
Exons: 4
Coding region: 168-1280 (370 amino acids)
Cellular component (GO): trans-Golgi network; Golgi apparatus; endosome
Molecular function (GO): antiporter activity
Source: RefSeq, a predicted model, not a curated record